AUGUUCAAAUAUUUGCUCUGCCUUGCCCUCAUCGGUUGCUCAUGCGCCGACAACAUCAACAAGGACGCACAGAUUCGCAGCUUCCAGAACGAAGCAUCCGAUGCGGAGGGCAACUAUCAGUAUGCCUACGAGACCAGUAACGGCAUUCAAGUCCAGGAGGCGGGCAAUCCCUCGGGCGUUCGCGGUGCGCUCUCCUACAUCUCUCCCGAAGGCGAACAGAUCUCGUUGAGCUACACGGCCGAUGAGGAGGGCUACCAUCCCGUUGGUGACCAUCUGCCCACACCGCCUCCAGUUCCGGCAUACGUGCUCCGUGCCCUCGAGUACAUUCGCACACAUCCGCCAGCACAGAAGGACGAGCAAUAA
This is a messenger RNA of Drosophila novamexicana, 363 nucleotides long. RefSeq names its product pupal cuticle protein Edg-78E. Gene Ontology annotation, cellular component: chitin-based extracellular matrix. Gene Ontology annotation, molecular function: structural constituent of chitin-based larval cuticle. The transcript is spliced from 2 exons. The record is from RefSeq and is a predicted model, not a curated record. The coding region runs from base 1 to 363 and encodes 120 amino acids. Lineage: Eukaryota; Metazoa; Arthropoda; Insecta; Diptera; Drosophilidae.